Rhodotorula graminis WP1 is the source of this 1284-nucleotide messenger RNA. RefSeq lists its product as uncharacterized. The transcript has 10 exons. The record is from RefSeq and is a predicted model, not a curated record. Gene Ontology annotation, cellular component: nucleus. The coding region runs from base 1 to 1284 and encodes 427 amino acids. NCBI's taxonomy places the organism in Eukaryota, Fungi, Basidiomycota, Microbotryomycetes, Sporidiobolales, Sporidiobolaceae.
AUGAGCAGCAAGUGGCCGCCCGCUCUCAAAGCGUUCGUCAACGAGACGUUCGCCAAGUGCACCGACGCCAACCGCCAGGCCGUCGAGCUCGAGCUCAAGCAGGUCAUCUACCAGGCGUUUGAGAAGGGUCAGCUGCACAGCACCGACUGGAAGAACUACAAGCUCAAGAGCCUCAGCCCUCCGACCAAGCGCAAAGCGUUCCUCCCGUCCACGCCCGCCUCGAACGGCAUCACGCCCGGCCUCCCCGACGAGGAGGACCGACGGGCAAAACGCGCCAAGCGCUUCGAGCAGGAGCAGAUGCAGAGCCAGGCGGGCGGGUCGCUCGCGGGGAGGAUGGCGCAGGGCAGACUCGUCCAGGGAGGGGUGCACUCGUACGGCGGCGCAGCGGGAGCGUACGGCGGGGCGGGCAUGGCGAUGGACACAGACGCGGUUUACGACCCCAACGUCAUCGACUGGGACCAGCACACGAUCGUCGGCAAGAGCCAAAAGCUCGAAAAGCCCUAUCUGCGACUCACGACCCUGCCCGACCCGAACACGAUCCGCCCGCUCGAGGUGCUCAAGCAGACGCUCGAGCUCAUCAAGAAGAAGUGGCGAGAAGAGAGCAACUACGGCUACAUCUGCGACCAGUUCAAGUCGAUGCGCCAGGACCUCAUCGUUCAGCGCAUCACGAACGACUUUACGGUGCAGGUGUACGAGAUCCACGCGCGGAUAGCGCUCGAGAAGGGCGACCUCGGCGAGUUCAACCAGUGCCAGUCUCGGCUGCAUCAGCUGUACCGCCUCGGCCUCGGCGGCCAUCCGCAAGAGUUCCUCGGCUACCGCAUCCUGUACCUCCUCUUCUCUCGCGCUCGAGCCGAGCUCAACUCGACGCUCGCCGACCUCACGCCCGAGCAGACCCGGGACAACUCGGUCGCGCACGCCCUCUCUGUCCGGCUCGCCCUGUCGCAGGGCAACUACACCAAGUUCUUCCGCCUCUUCGCCAGUGCGCCCAAGAUGGGAGCUUACGUCAUGGAUCACUUUGUCGCUCGCGAGCGCGUCACGGCGCUCGUCACCAUGUGCAAGGCAUACUCGCAGGGCCUGCCGCUCUCCCUCGUCCGCUCCCAGCUCGGCUUCGACACGCCCGAGGAGGCGCACGACUUUCUCUCGGGCCACAACGCGGCGCUGUACAAGGACGCGCCGCUCGGCACGCAGGUCGGCGACCGGCAGCUCGACGCCAAGCGCGCGAGCGGACCCCUCGCCGACGUGCUGCAGAAGUUUCAGGUGUCAGACCUCAAGGGCCAGAUCUGA